AUGAGGAGCUUACUGGAGUUCAUGUAUGCAGGGGAAGUGAACAUUUCACAAGUUCAGCUGGGUGCCUUCUUACACACUGCCGAAGCCCUUAAGAUCAGGGGCCUGGCCGAGUCCUCUGAUGAGCGCAAAGAACAGGGAGGGUUAAACAGCAUAUCUCCCUUAUCAGCCCUGAAGUCCUCCCUUAGCGGGUUGGGCAACAUUGCAAUGGGUGGCUUAGGUGCACCAUCAAUUCUAGAGAGGCCUCUAGUGCCCCAGCUGUUACCUCACCAUCCAGACAAACAAGGAAACCCCCUGACAGCGCCUCACCACCUGCCCCCCCACCUGGUGCCUCCUCCUCUAUCCCUGCCAGGCGGCACCCAUCCAACGCCAUCACAAGGGGUGACUGGCGGUCCCACCAGUAGCAGCAGCAGUAGCAGCACGAGCUGCAGUGUGACCGGCAUACCCUCGGGACCUCUCCCCCUAACCACAACCUCGCAGCCCAGCGAGCGCCCUCCCCGCCCAGAAGCGCCAGAACACUCUCCCUCGCCGCCCCCUCCCUUGCCUCCCAGCAAAAGGAUCCGUGUGGAGAGGAAGAGCCCACUUGACCCUCCCCCUGAAAAGAACAACCACAGAGACUCUACCAACGGCACUACCUCCUCUUCUACCCUAACCACCACUACAACCACUCUGUCUAAUGAAGAAAAUAGCCAAACUGUACUCAAGAGUCAUGGUGGUGUUGAGAGAUUGCUCAAUGUUCAUAGUGGUUUAACUCCUAAGAACAGUGAAUGA
This is a messenger RNA of Penaeus chinensis, 768 nucleotides long. Its product is annotated as leucine-rich repeat extensin-like protein 5. Gene Ontology annotation, biological process: regulation of transcription by RNA polymerase II. Gene Ontology annotation, molecular function: protein binding. The transcript has 4 exons. The coding region runs from base 1 to 768 and encodes 255 amino acids. The record is from RefSeq and is a predicted model, not a curated record. NCBI's taxonomy places the organism in Eukaryota, Metazoa, Arthropoda, Malacostraca, Decapoda, Penaeidae. Gene Ontology annotation, cellular component: nucleus.